AUGGCCGGCGAGAGCAAUCAUGAGAAUGUGGAUGUCUUCAGACGAGGCUCUGUGAGCACCCUCAGCGAGUGCGAGCCUCUGCUUCCAGAUGGACACGCACCGGCAUUGUACAAGACGAUAAGUCACGUCAAUGAAAUCACCAAACAAGCAAAUGGCCUAACGGAUGACGACGAGGGCGCCCAUGUGAAAGAAGUCAAGCCCAGGGCUGCUGGCGUCUACACGACUCUUUCGGUGCUAUUGCUCGGCGUGUUCGUCUCGCAGACCGAUCAGAGUUUCGUGCUGGCGACGUAUGGUGCGGUCUCGUCAGAAUUUGAUGAUCUCGAGUCGGGAAGUUGGCUCAUAUCUGCCUACAUCCUGGCACAAUGCGUGGCUCAGCCUCUCUACGGCAGGAUGGCCGACAUCUACGGUCGCAAAGCUUGUCUGCAAGCCUCGUACAUUCUCUUUGCCAUUGGGACUACUGUAAGCGGUCUGGGCCAGAAUAUGGGUCAGGUCAUUGCAGGUAGAGCUAUCCAAGGGGCUGGAGGCGCUGGUAUGGUCUCCAUGGUGAGCAUUGUGGUUACUGAUCUGGUGCCUCUGCAAGAGGUUGCCACACUCUGGGGCUACGUGAAUAUCCUUCAGACCACUGGAAGGAGCUGCGGUGGGUUGAUUGGUGGGCUUCUAACUCAGACUCUGGGUUGGCGAUGGGCCUUCCUAGUCCAGGUACCUCCCGUAGUCAUCGCAAUCAUCUUGGUUCAAUGGCGACUCCAGCUACCCACGAACCCUUCAGAGACCGAGAGCAGCAAGUGGGAGAAGCUCAAGCGUGUCGACUUCAUCGGGGCGUUCUUCCUCUGCUAUACGAUCUUCGCGGCCUGCUUCACCCUAGACGUUGGAGGUCGGAGACUGCCAUGGGACAGCCCCGUCUUGAUCGGCAUGCUCAUAUCCGGAAUCGCAUCCGCCAUCCUCUUCGUCGCCUCAGCAAAGCAUGUCAAAGAACCGAUCUUCCCACUCAGGCUACUGACACACUAUGACACGGCGAUGAAUUAUCUUGUAGUUCUACUACAAUGCAUGGUGCAAUUUGCGCUGAUGAUGUCUGUCCCGGUUUACUUCCAAGCCACCAGACACGCAACUACAGCGGCUGCCGGAGCAUACCUCAUUCCUGCCUUCGUCGGAAAUACCCUCGGCGGCCUGCUCGCUGGAGUCUGGAUCCGGAAGACAGGUCGUUACAAGUAUGCCACUGUGCUGGCGCCUAUCCUUGCUGGAGGCUGCAUGUUGCUAUGCUUGCUGCGUUGGAAUGGCACCACUGGUGUCUGGGAAUCACUGUACAUCUUCCCAGGCGGCUUCGCCACUGGUAUGGUGACCAGCUCUGCAUUUGUUGGCAUGGCAGCUGGGAUUGACGAAAGCGAUAUUGCGGUGGCCGGCUCGGGGAUGUACUUGUUCAUCAGUAUUGGCGCUGUUGCGGGGGCGAGUGCUGGAGGAGCCGUGUACCAGCUAGACCUCCGUUCUGGUCUCGAACAGGCUCUGCAGUGUGUGAACGGAGGAGACAAGGGGCUGUUGGAUGAUAUAGGGUACUUGUGGACGCUGAGUGAUGGUCUACGGCAGCGAGUGAUGCCAUCAUAUGUGAUGAGUUUCCAUAGGGUCAUGUGGCUCAACCUCGCAUGCUGUGCACUCUCAUUAAUCAUCGCCGCAGUCUCGAGACAAAACAAGAUUAGAAAGAAGUAG
Messenger RNA from Saxophila tyrrhenica, 1698 nucleotides. RefSeq lists its product as uncharacterized. The record is from RefSeq and is a predicted model, not a curated record. NCBI's taxonomy places the organism in Eukaryota, Fungi, Ascomycota, Dothideomycetes, Mycosphaerellales, Extremaceae. The transcript is spliced from 6 exons. The coding region runs from base 1 to 1698 and encodes 565 amino acids. Gene Ontology annotation, molecular function: basic amino acid transmembrane transporter activity. Gene Ontology annotation, cellular component: fungal-type vacuole membrane. Gene Ontology annotation, biological process: basic amino acid transport; transmembrane transport.